Messenger RNA from Caenorhabditis briggsae, 5622 nucleotides. It is a transcript of the gene Cbr-klp-12, whose product is annotated as Protein CBR-KLP-12. Gene Ontology annotation, molecular function: microtubule motor activity; ATP binding; microtubule binding. NCBI's taxonomy places the organism in Eukaryota, Metazoa, Nematoda, Chromadorea, Rhabditida, Rhabditidae. Gene Ontology annotation, biological process: mitotic spindle organization; microtubule-based movement. The record is from RefSeq and is a predicted model, not a curated record.
AUGGCCUCAAACUUGACAGCCGACGAGGAAGCCGGUUGGUUCGUAUCCCAAAAAGAGCAACCGUGGUGGCAAUGGUUGUUACGUCGUUUCAUUGCAUCAGGACCAAUCCCAAGGCACGUAGCCUUCGUAAUGGACGGAAAUCGGAGAUUCGCAAAAAACAAGAACCUUGGGAGUGUUAUCAAAGGACAUGAGAAAGGAUUCGUUCAACUUGCCAAAAUUCUAGAUUGGUGCAGUCGAUUCGGGAUUCGUGAAAUCACCGUAUAUGCAUUCAGUAUUGAAAACUUCAAACGGAGUGAAGAUGAGGUCGGUGGCUUGAUGCGUCUGGCAGAAGAAAAGUUCCAGAAAUUGUUGAAUGAUUCUGAGAAGUUAGACGAGAAGCGCAUAUGCUUCCGGUUCUAUGGAAAUCGCACGUUACUCUCGGCACGUCUUCAAAAGUUGAUGAGUGACAUUGAAGGAAGAACAGAAAAGUUUGAAGGAGGACGGUUGAACGUUUGUAUGCCAUACACAUCAAGAGAUGAGAUUUCAAGAAGUUUUGAAACUAUUCGGACCCAUGUGAAAGAAGGAAAACUGAAUGUGGAAGAUAUUAAUGAAUCGAUGAUUGACGCGUGCUUGGAUAGCGGUUGUGGUGGAACUCCUCCAGAUCUGUUCAUUCGAACUUCUGGAGAACACAGAUUGUCUGAUUUCAUGAUGUGGCAAGCUGCUGAUACACAUAUUUACUUUGACAGCGUUCUCUGGCCAGAGUUCGGAUAUUAUAACUUGUGCAAAGCUAUUCUCAACUACCAAUAUUAUCGGAGUACUGUAUCAAAAAUGUCUUCUUUGAAUGUAUCUGAGGAGACAACAUGGAAGAUGAAUUUCCGUGGGAACGAUCGAGACUUGAUUUCUGUGAAAUCUAUCCGCCCACAAGGAAAUCGUGAGAAGCUAGAAGGUAGUCGAGUAUGUACGUCUGUUCUUCCAAACGAUCCCCAAGUUACCAUCGGCGGAGAUCGUUCAUUCACCUACGACCAUGUUUUUGAUAUGCAAACAGAACAACAUGUUGUAUAUGAAGCAUGUGUCGAGAAGCUCGUUGAUGGACUUUUCGAAGGAUUCAACGCUACUGUUUUGGCAUAUGGACAGACUGGCUCUGGAAAAACUCACACGAUGGGAACUGCAUUCGAUUCUGCCGUGACUCAAAAAGAACAGGAUCUAGGAGUCAUUCCACGGGCUAUUCAACAUACGUUUCGAAAAAUUGCUGAAUGCAAAACCCAGUCGAUUGAACAGGGUCUUCUGGAACCAGCGUUCGAAGUGUCGGUUCAGUUUGUUGAACUUUAUAAUGACGACGUCUUAGACUUGCUCUCGGAUGAUAGAAGUAUGUCAUCAAGCAUCAGAAUCCACGAAGAUUCGAGAGGAGAAAUCGUUCUGCAUGGAGUGGAGCAGAGAGCUGUUUUUGAUAUGCAUGGAACCAUGGAUAUUCUCAAAAACGGAGCACUGAACAGAACUGUAGCUUCAACUAACAUGAAUGAGCAAUCGUCUAGAUCACAUGCGAUUUUCACUCUCCAUCUGAAACAGCAACGUGUUGCUGUGAAUCCAUUAGAUGAAGCAGGAGAACAGAAAGCUGGAGAGUUGGAAAUGGAAAUGCUAUGUGCCAAGUUUCAUUUCGUUGACUUGGCUGGAUCGGAGAGAAUGAAGAGAACUGGAGCAACUGGAGAUCGAGCUAAAGAAGGAAUCAGUAUUAACGUUGGAUUGGUAGCACUCGGUAACGUCAUCGCGGCACUAGGAGGAGCAAAUGGAAAAGUCAGCCACGUACCGUAUCGUGAUUCCAAAUUGACUCGUCUACUCCAAGAUUUAGGAGGAAACAGCCGAACACUCAUGAUUGCCUGCUGUUCCCCGUCCGAUAGUGACUUUGUCGAGACUCUUAACACGAUGAAAUAUGCUAAUCGUGCUAAGGAAAUCAAGAAUAAAGUUGUGGCCAAUCAAGAUAAGUCUUCGAAGAUGAUCGGUGAACUUCGUAGUCGAAUCGCUGCCUUAGAAGGAGAACUUCUUGAGUUUAAACAAGGAAGACGUACAGUUGACGUAGAUGGCCAUGAAGUUGUCAAUGAUCAAUACAACGAGAAUGUAUAUCUUACUAGCGAAGUCAACCAUCUGCGAUUCCGUGUAAAAGCGUUGAAUGAGACUCUCGACAUUUUACGAACGGAGAACAUUGACUUGAAAGCGAAGCAAGAAUUAAAUGCAAUAUCCGCUCUGCCGACAAGCGCUGACGGAGAAGUUGAUGCAGUUCAGUCGACGUUCCGGAAAUAUUUGGAAGAAUUAGAGCGAACGAAAUCACUACUGUAUGAAUCCCAAUCCACAUGUGACCAGUUGAGGAAAGAUAAUGCAAAAUGGAAAGCUAUUGGAGCAUCUCGUGGUGCAGGAGGUGGUGCAUCUGAAUUUAAUAGCCAGAAGCUCAUCGAAAUGGCAAAGAUAGAGCUCGAAAAACAAAGGAAGAUGAUGGAAUCAGUAAAUAUUGGAGGAGAAAAUGCUUCAUCGGAGUACUCAUCAAUGGCUCAAGACGAGGAUGGAACAAGCAAUGAAGCUGAAGAGCUUCUUGAUGAAGAAGAUUUGGAUGAAGAUGAAGACGAAAUUGCAGCUGAGAAAGAGCAGCAAGAAGAGUCGGAGGCAUUGCAAAUUGAUUUGAAUGAAGUGAUGAUUGAGUUGGAUAUCAAGGAAAAACUCAUCGAUCAAUUAGAAAGAGCUGAAAGACAGAAUCAGCAAAUCAGAGAUACGUAUGAGAAGAAGCUCAGAGAGUUAAUGGAACGAAUCAAGGAUACCGAAACUGAAAGAGAUCGUGUUCUAAACGAGGGUGGAAAACGAGGUGGAAACAAUGAACAGAUGAAGGCAAUCAAGCAGGAAUACGAGCUGAAAAUCAGUGAUUUACGGAAAGAGUUGAAGAAAAUCGAAGCACUUGAUCGAGAACAUUUGAAAGUGAUUGCCAAAUCACAGCGAGAACUUCAAGAGAAGACUAGACUAAAGAGUGAAGUUGUUGAUUUGAAGAAGGCCAAAGUAGAGCUGAUCAAAAAGAUGAACGAGGAUAAGAAGAAGCAGAAAGCUCAGCAACUUGCCAACGCUCGUGCAAUUGCAACCAAGGAGAAACAAACUCGCCUACAAGCUAAUAAAAUCCGAACUCUCGAAAUGAAGGAUAAGCAGCGAGAACAGUUUUUGAAAAAGACAACCCAAGAAGUGAAUGCUCUACGAAAAGAGAAAGCAUCUGCUGCAGCAGCCGCUCGACAAGCCAAUAGAGGAGGACCAUCUCGUGGUGGUGCUCCUGUUGUCAGUUCUCCGGCACGCAGAGUUCGGGGAGUUGUUGGUGCUACUCAGGCGAUGAAAGAGCUUACUUUCUCCGCCAAAGCAAGUAAAGUCAAAUGGGAUGUUAUUGUUCGGAAAAUCGAGGAAAGCGCUAGACGCCGUCAGAUUGUCCAGAAGAUGGAAGCAGAGUUAGAACGAUAUUUGAACGAAAGGCAUGCAGUAAUGUUGGAGAUUGUGGAGAAUGAAAAGCAAUUCACCCAAGCUCAAGAUGUCAUCUACCGUGACGGUCUUUUAGAAGCAAUUGACAGUGCCAAGGAGAAACUUCAGUAUGUGCAAGACCAAAUUACGUACCAGCAGAAGUUGAUUUGUGAUGUGGAUGAGGAUAUAUCUUCAAACGCUGAGAACGAACCAGAGCUGGAUGUGGGACUGAAAAAACAGACAAUCAAGCAGCUCUUCGACGGAUGUGACACUUUGAGUGAAGCAAGAUAUCUUCUGCAACACCUGUUCGAUUUGUGCAUUGAUAAAGCGGUGCUUGCGGCAAAAGUGGAGGCCGAGUUUAAGGAAUGUGCUGCUCGGAUUGAACAACUAGAGCAACAAUCAUCUCUUAAAGAACAACUGCUCACUUCGAUUAUUGAGGACAAGAACUUGGUGGACGAACUUGAUGGAUUGGUUCCAGCCGAUCUUCGUAAAAGUAGAACAUCAUCCCAAAGCUCUCUGCUUCGAAGUGUGUCACCGUCUGUUGUCGAAGAUUCUCACACUCUUCAAAACUACAAAGUCCGAAGACACACAGCUACACAAGAGGAACUUCUGUUUGCCUCUGCGAAUGCUUCUGAUGCAAAUGCAAAUCCAACUAGUGAAGCGGCGGCUGAUGCAGGAGAUUCGGAUGAAAAGAAGGAUAAGAAGAAAAGAAUCGCCUUCGUUUCUACGUCGCCAGCCUCUACCUCAUUUGCUAACGGUCCAACAUCAUCUCCAUCGUUUUCGCGUAAUACUCGUCUGCGGAGUACGGUAGGAGGAGUCAGCAAUAACAACAACGUUCGCAAACCGGUGGUGCAACCACCAACGAUUGUGAAUGGGAAUGGGAAAGUGUCGACUGUCCGGAAAGGGUUAUCACGUCUUCCUUCAGUGAACGAAGAUCCUGAAUACGGUGUAUUUGCCAAAUCGUUCCCAGGACGGUCCCGUUCCAAUCUAACAGCUUCUUCUUCGCCGUCGUCUGCUGCUCUUCUAAAUGCACGUGGAUCAACGUCGACCAAGUCGGUUUUUGCGCGAAUCUCGCCUUCAUGGCUCAGCGAUACGUGCGCCGAACUCAUAAUGCGUAACAAUAAUCGAAAGCAGAGCCGAAUCCUACCAGUGAAAGAUGGAAUGCGAGGAUCUAUUCUCACCAGAACUCAUACUUUGGAAGGUCAUGGAAGAGGUGUUUUAUCAGUUGAUGUUACAGAUACACUCAUGGUAACUGGAUCCAAAGACCGGACUGCCAAGCUCUGGGAUAUCGAAGCGUGCCGAGAGAUUCGAACAUUGGGAGUUCAUCCCAACAAUGUUCACCUAGUCAAGUUCGUACCAUAUUCCAACUAUGUCUUCACUUUCUCAAUGUACGAGGCUCGAGCUUGGGACUAUCGUUCUCCAGACUGCAUUUGUGUAAAAGUCUUGAAUUCGUCCGGACAAGUGAAUGAUGGGGAUUCAAUUGACGUUUCUCAAGUGAUGCCACGACAGAACACAAUUCCAUUUUUGGAGACAGUCAUCACAGCUGCCGACGUAGAUCCCACAGGAAGACACCUCUUUACAUCAUUCGCUGCCUAUGUUCGUGUGUGGAAUCUCAGUGAGUGGAAGCCUUUGGGACGUUUGAAUGCCGCGUCCCACUCACCCAAGUCGGAAGUAUCUUGCCUUCGAACGACACUGUCACCAGAAGGAAGUAUUUUGGCUUACACUGGAUCGCGUGAUCAUUAUGUAAAAGAGUAUGACGUCGGUUUUGGAACUGGAGUCAUCGAAUCUAAAUGCGAAUUCACCCCACCACAUUAUGAUAAUGUAACUGCUGUAUUGCCAUUGAAUGGACACUUGUACACUGCUUCUAAGGAUUUGAACAUUAUGAAAUUCUCUCUGAAAGACGGCAAACGUGAGCAUCUGGAGCUACGGGCUCAUCAACAAUACAUUCAAUCACUGACUGGUUUUGGACCAAAAGGAAAAGAAUUUCUGGUGUCUGCAUGUAAAGAUGGAACUCUCCGUUUCUGGGAUGUGGCUUCAUCUAACCGAAUGAAACUUGUAGAAGAGUACUCCAAAGCACAUCAAGACGGCAUCAACAGCAUGUGCUCCACAAAGGCAAUGCUCUUCACCGCUUCCGGAGAUUCUACCGUUGGAUUCUGGAAGUCGAAC